This is a messenger RNA of Phanerochaete carnosa HHB-10118-sp, 497 nucleotides long. RefSeq lists its product as uncharacterized. The record is from RefSeq and is a predicted model, not a curated record. Bases 227 to 442 code for a protein of 71 amino acids. Lineage: Eukaryota; Fungi; Basidiomycota; Agaricomycetes; Polyporales; Phanerochaetaceae. The transcript has a single exon.
UCGGAGAUUACAGGGGGUGAUGUGGAAGCUGGAAACGCUUUGUAUGCCAUUACCAACGGGCCUCGCCACCUAUCGAACAUCCUGACGUUGUAGCCCGCAGCAACGAAAAAUCAUCGAUGAGCAUGGAUCAAGGGUCUGUCCAGGGUGGACAAGAAGCUUCACGCGGAGAGCUUGUCUCAGCGAUCGUCGGCCAGACGGUGUAUGGGAAAGUGGCGGACGCUGAAGCAUGUAUCGUACCAAAAGGCGGCCGGCUGUCACAAGUUGCGUCUGGCUGACGCGCUCGGCGAACUGCAUUGACCGCUUCAACGCACGGAAGUCGUACCUCGUGCCAGGAGAAGACGCGCCGCUGCCGCUGUACGAUUCGUUGCUCCGCAUGGACUUUGUCAUGGCCGCCUUGACCGUGUGGGAAGCCGCGAAGGGCAGACAACAGAAUCACUUCUAGGGUUCUCCACAGCCACCGGUCUGUGUAUCCGCGCCUUUUCAAAGACCAACUACCG